ACACACACACACACAUACACACACACACACAUCCCUCUUUUUAUCCUAUGUGCACACAUUUAGCUGCUCAGAAACAGACCUAGAGGAGUAUGGAGAGACUUGGAUUUAUGAUACAAUCACGUCUUAGAGGUUGAGUCUCACUGCUCUGGGAUCGGUAACACACUCUUCUGUAGCUGAAGUGUACGCACUAAUGAUGUUCAUGGGUAAUAACCGCUAUCCUAUAGGGCUGUAUUCCAUAUAACCCUUUGGGCUUACACAGUGACCACACAUAACCAGCCACCCACCCUCUCAAAGACAAACACACAGAGAGAGAGAGAGAGAGAGAGAGAGAGAGAGAGGGAGAGAGGUCAACUUUAGGCAAAUAACAGCUAAAGGUCUGGUCUGGAGUUCUAGUCACAGAGGUCAAGAAAUCUCAGAGUGGUAGAAAAGGGCUCAGACGCACAAACACACUUUUAACUCUGUAAUCGAGUGAGUGACUCACCACUACAUUACACACACACACACAAACACACAUACCUACAUCACAUAAUCACACACACACACACACACACACACACACACACAUCAUGUCCACGCUCCUGCGUGCCCCCACACUCCACCACUUCCUGUCUGUGCGUCUGCUGGGCACUGCGGCCUCUCGGACGUUACCUGUGGAGCAGCCAGGUGCUGUCACCUGCGGAGGUUGUGACCCCGGUGACCCCCUGCUGACCUUUGAGGACCCGCAGGCCUUCAAGGUCAAGAGUGCGUGGGAGCUGGUCAGGGCGCUCACCGUCUUCCGCUUCUGCUCCUACCCCCUGCUGGUCAACCACUGCGGCAAGCUCAUGUCUGUAGCUCGUUCCAUUCUGGGCAGGCGAGGAUUCUCCCUGUUCGUCCGGCCCACCGUUUACGCUCAGUUUGUUGCCGGGGAAACCGAGAGUGAGAUCUCCGUGUCCAUGGAGAAGAUGAGCUCGUUGGGGCUUCGCCCGAUGUUGGCAGUGCCCAUCGAAGAGGACCUGGGAGAAAGCACCGGGGAGCGUCGCUAUGACGAUAACCUGGCAUCCAUGUUGGAGUGCGUGAGGAUCUCCCAUAGCAACGCCUGGAGCAAAGAUCCCAUGAUGCAGCUGAAGAUCACCGCCCUCAUCAGUCCAGAACUGUGUGUGAAGCUGACCUCUCUGAUGAAGGAGGAGCACUAUGACCUGGACCUGCUGGUCAGAGCCAUGAAUGGAGAGCCAGUCAUCUUCCCGGGCCUGCUGGAGGGGGAGAACACACACUUCCUGCUUGGCCUGCGCAGACUGGACCAGAUUGCACAGGCCAGCAUCAAUAAGGUGAGAGUCCUGGUGGACGCUGAGUACACCUACAUGAACCCCGCCCUCUCGCUCAUCACCAUGGCGAUGAUGAAGAAGUUUAACCAGCACAGCUCAUGGAUCUGGAACACUUAUCAGUGCUACCUCAAGGACUCCCAUUCUCUCCUCCUGGAGGCUGUCCAUCUCUCAAAGGUCCACUCCUUCUGUCUGGGGGUCAAACUGGUCCGUGGGGCCUACAUGGACAAAGAGAGGAAACUGGCCAAUCAGGAGGGCCGCACAGACCCCAUCCACCAAUCAUGGGAGAAUACCAAUGACAGUUAUAACGGCUGUUUGGACAUCAUGCUCGACCUCAUUUCCCAGAAUCACGGGCGUUAUCAGAUCAUCGUGGCCACACACAACGAGAAAUCAGUCAGACACGCUGUCACACGCAUGGGUGCAUUGGGCAUUCAGAGAGACGAAGGCUCGGUGUGUUUUGGUCAGCUGUUGGGCAUGUGUGACCAUGUGUCCCUCACUCUGGCCCAGCAGGGGUUCUCUGUGUAUAAGUCGGUUCCGUACGGUUCCGUGGACGACACGCUGCCCUACCUGGUGCGCCGGGCACAGGAGAACCGGACCGUCCUGCAAGGCAUCCGCAAGGAGAGAGACCUGCUCCGCCAAGAGCUGAAGAGGAGGAUGAGGGAGGGGAGGAGAGGAAGAGUAGAGAGGGAAGAGAGGGAGAGGAGAGAGACCUGCUCCAGCAAGAGCUGAAGAGGAGGAUGAGGGAGGGGAGGAGAGGGGGAGGGUGAACUGAUAUGAAUAUAUAACUAUGGAUGAGCUCCUGCUUCUCAUCAGAGUUAUUAACAAGUGUAACUUUUAUAGGGGAGAGAGAGGGGGAGAAGAUAGAAGAGAGGGGGGAGAAGUAUAGAUAGAGAUGUUUAUUGUUAUCUACUUUUGUGGAUGUUAAAUACUGGUGGAGGUUUGAAAUGUGACGAAAGCUGGCUGCUGGCUGUGUAUUAAAGCUGUUUGCAUGUGUUAAGUGUUUAUUGUUUAGUGUUUAUUUUGGUUGUUUGUUUGACCUUUAUUUUACACCUUCCUCUCUCUUUUUAUAUGCCUCUCUUUCCUCACCAUUAAUGGCACCAAAUGGAGAGAGAGAGAGAGAAGAGAGAGAGAGAGAGAGAAAAGAGGGAGAGAGAGAGAGAGGGAGGGAGGGAGAGAGGGAGGGAGGUGAUAAGUCCCUAACACCUGAUCUUUAAUGACUUCCCAACAGCCCCCGGCUCCCUCCCCCCUCCACACCUGCAUACGAGCAAAUGCCUUGUUAAUGGAGAAACACACACACACACACACACACACACACACACACACACACAUCCUCCUUGUGGCACCUCAACUCAGCAGCUAAAUGCCCCUCUCCACUCUCCUUUGCCUACGUAAUGAUCUCUUAGUUUAAUUAACUUGCCAACCAGCCAAGUCAGCCGCUGACUGUGAUAUGAACUACUCUGCUUUUAAAAUGGGCUUCUGUAAGUCGAAAGCCUUUGAAAUGUUAGUCUUGUAGUAUAUGUUUUGAAACAGAGUCCACAAGUCCAAAGUGUCUCUCCCCUGCAGAGGCCGUGGUGUCAGUGACCUGUCAGUGACCUGUCAGUGUGCCUGUCAGUGUUUGCUGUGGUCGUGUCUGUCCCUGUCACAGGCAAACAUCCAGGAGGAGAGCAAGGCCACUGCGUGCAUGAAGGCAUGAGAGCUGGCCACUGCAUUGCAGAGCAAGUGGUUUGUUUUACACUGUGAUUCAUGCCUCACUGUGAGAGUUUUCACCAUAGACAUUUAUUUUGGCUUAAUGCUGUAGCCCUGUAGUUUAAAAAGUUUCAAUCUAAAACUGCUUAAAUGUAUUGUAUUGCUGCUGUGCCUCUGUAGCUUAAAUAUAAAAACGUUUUUAAUGUGAAUAGCCUAAAUGUUAUUCCAUUGCUGUAAGUCGAUUUGGACCUGUCCACCAAAUGAAUAAAUGUAAAUAUGUAAAAUGUAAAAAAAAA
Messenger RNA from Sardina pilchardus (European sardine), 3280 nucleotides. It is a transcript of the gene prodh2, whose product is annotated as proline dehydrogenase 2. NCBI's taxonomy places the organism in Eukaryota, Metazoa, Chordata, Actinopteri, Clupeiformes, Clupeidae. Gene Ontology annotation, molecular function: proline dehydrogenase activity; FAD binding. Gene Ontology annotation, cellular component: mitochondrion. The coding region runs from base 567 to 2027 and encodes 486 amino acids. The record is from RefSeq and is a predicted model, not a curated record. The transcript has 11 exons.